Entrophospora candida is the source of this 897-nucleotide messenger RNA. The record is from the annotation of a GenBank genome assembly. Lineage: Eukaryota; Fungi; Glomeromycota; Glomeromycetes; Entrophosporales; Entrophosporaceae.
AUGGAAGAAAUAAAAAAUACUCUUAAUUCUUGGUCUGCUGAAAAAGAAAAGAUACUUCUUGAGCCUUUUAAUUAUCUUUUAGCAUAUCCUGGUAAAGAAAUUAGAACUAAAUUAAUCGAUGCAUUUGAUUAUUGGCUUAAGGUUCCAAAAGAUCAAUUAAAAAUUAUAGCAAAGUUGGUAGAAAUGUUGCAUACUGCCAGUCUUUUAAUUGAUGAUGUUGAAGACGAUUCUACUUUACGACGAGGAGUUCCAGUUGCACAUUCUAUUUAUGGCAUACCUUCAACAAUUAAUUGUGCAAAUUAUGUAUAUUUUUUGGCAUUAAAUGAACUAUCGAAACUUAAUAAUUCAAAUGUUUUCCAUAUUUUUACAGAGGAAUUAUUAAAUUUACAUCGUGGUCAAGGAAUGGAGCUUUAUUGGAGAGAUACAUUUACAUGUCCAACAGAGGAAGAAUUUAUUGGAAUGGUUUCAAAUAAAACUGGAGGUUUAUUGCGUCUUGGGGUUAGAUUGAUGCAAGAAUUUAAUUAUGUUGAAUUAGUGAGUAUUAUCGGUAUUCAUUUCCAAAUAAGAGAUGAUUAUAUGAAUUUACAAUCUGAAAAGUAUGCCGAUAACAAAGGGUUUUGUGAAGAUUUAACUGAAGGAAAGUUUUCUUUUCCAAUUAUACAUUCACUUCAUAAAGAUCCUAACAACAGACAAUUAUUCAAUAUAUUAAAGCAACACACAACAUCAAUUGAGUUAAAGCAUCAUGCUAUUAAACUAAUGAAAGAUACAAAUUCAUUCGAGUACACAAAGAAUUAUCUGGCAAAAACUGAAAAAGAGGCAAAAGAAGAAGUUGAAAGAUUAGGCGGAAAUCCUAUGUUGGAAAAACUUAUUGAUACUUUAAGUGUUAAAAAUCAAUAG